AUGCCGGGUCCUGGGCCGAAGAAGGAGUGGCGCGGCAGAUCCGAUCCAGACAAAAAACCUCAGGAUGAUGUAAUACGGCUUCGCCACGCCUUCUGUAGAGCCAACGCUGUUGUCCAGGAAGCAGGGAAACUGGCCACAGCACAGUCGACUGCCGGAGACGUCUUCCGCAAUGAGGAAACUGUACAUCAGACUAUCAUGGAGAUUAUUCACGACCCGAUCAGAAAGGACACAGUGACGUCCUCCAACGGCACGCAUGUGGCGCACGGAAAGCAGGCCGAAGGACAGGGCCGGGUGAUGAGGUCAUCGAUCGGCUCGCAGCUUCGCAACCGUGAAACGUGCCGUGGACGGCGUCGACCAAAGACAUGGCUCUGGACCGUCUCUUCUGGUCUGUUAUUGUUGUUCCUAAUGAGGGAAAUAUGGAUGGGCGUCCGUAGAGCUGUGCUGGAUUGCAGCCUCGGGCAGCAAGAGUUUUCACUUGCAGCUUUACAGUCUGGAUUCGAUCACUGCGAGCCGAUCAUUGCUUGA
Messenger RNA from Rasamsonia emersonii CBS 393.64, 525 nucleotides. RefSeq lists its product as uncharacterized. The coding region runs from base 1 to 525 and encodes 174 amino acids. NCBI's taxonomy places the organism in Eukaryota, Fungi, Ascomycota, Eurotiomycetes, Eurotiales, Trichocomaceae. The record is from RefSeq and is a predicted model, not a curated record. The transcript is spliced from 2 exons.